This is a messenger RNA of Equus caballus (horse), 2100 nucleotides long. Lineage: Eukaryota; Metazoa; Chordata; Mammalia; Perissodactyla; Equidae. The record is from RefSeq and is a predicted model, not a curated record.
CUGGAGAGAGGAUGAGGCAGGCAUUGGCCGAGUUUUGCUCCAGAUAGGGAGUGAGGAGUGGGGUUGAAGCAGGCAGGCUUGAGCAGUGCUAAGUGAGGGAGGAGCUUUCACAGAUAGGGCUGGGCUGGGGAGUCCCUCAGGUUGUUAGGAGGGGAGAGUGGUUUUACCUGCCUGGAGAGGGGGCUUUUGUUCCAUGACCGCUCCUUGAGCCCCUUGCUCUGUGCCCGGCUGCUCUGUGCUGGGAAUAGGGAGAACAUCUCUGGGCGAGGCGCCCAGGGAUUGGGGCCUAAGGCAGAAACAGACAGCCAGGCGCACUUGGAUAGGAAGUAGGAAGGACAGGAUGAAGGGGAAAUUCUGUGAGCCGUCUAAGAAGGCUUCCCAAAAAGUGGAAAGCAGUAAAACUGGGGCCUGGAGACUGCCGGCGUUUCCCCCUGGGCCAGGGGAAGGCGUUGAAGGUGAAGGUAGCUGCCUGCGCAAAGGCCUGGAGCUUGCAGGAGCUGAGCCUAGAGGGUUAGGAGAGAAAGUGGCCGAUGAGCGCAGGGCUGUCGGCUAGAGCUGUGCUGUCCAGUGUGCUUGCCAGUAGCCAUAAGCCACAGUGGCUAUUUAAAUUAGUUAACAUAAAGCAAAAUUAAAAAUCCAACUCAGUUGUUCUAGCCGCAUUUCAAGUGCUCAGUAGCCACAUGGGGCGAGUAACUCCGGUACUGGAGAGAACAGAUAUAGGAUGUCUCCAUCAUCGCAGAAAGUCCCUUUGGCCAGUGGGAAGCCUCAGGAGGGGUAUGGGUGGCUCAAGGACCCACAGGACAGGGCAGGCUUGGACUGGGCUGUGUGGCUUGUGAGCCUGGCCUGUGAGGUCUCCGGACGACAGGUCCAGCUGACGAGGAUGGAAUAUGCCAUGAAGUCUCUCAGCCUUCUCUACCCCAAGUCCCUCUCCAGGUGUACGACAGUGAGCACCUCGGUGGUGACCCAGCAGCUGUUGUCCGAGCCUAGCCCAGCCACCCCCAGGACUCGGCCCUACAGAGUAAGCACCGCUGACCGGAGUGUGAGGAAGGGUAUCAUGGCGCACAGUCUCGAGGACCUCCUCCACAAGGUCCGGGACACCCUGACGCUGGCAGACAAGCCCUUCUCCCUGGUGCUAGAGGAAGAUGGCACAACUGUAGAGACAGAAGAGUAUUUCCAAGCCCUGGCGGACAACACAGUGUUCAUGGUCCUCCAGAAGGGGCAGAAAUGGCAGCCCCCGUCAGAGCAGGGCACUAGGUACCAACUCUCUCUCUCCCAUAAACCUGCCAAGAAGAUCGACGUGGCCUGCAUAACCUUCGACCUGUACAAGCUGAACCCACAGGACUUUAUUGGUUGCCUGAACGUGAAGGCGACUCUCUACGGCACAUACUCCCUUUCCUAUGAUCUGCACUGCUACAGGGCCAAGCGCAUCGUGAAGUUUGGAUAAGAGCUUGGUUAAAGUAGUCAAGCCUCCAACAAGCUAUUCUUGAUGUUUCUCCUGCUCUUCUCCACAUCAGGUCCCAUGUUAAGUGAUUUAUAUUAUUUCAACCUCCUAGCCCUGUGAGGAUCAAAAUGGUGGGAUCCCAUUUUACAGAUGAGGAAGCAGAAGCUCAGAUCUAUAGCAGUUUGCCAAGGUUCACACAGCUAAUGAGACCGGAUGGGAAUGCAGGCCUGUCGGACACAAGCUCUGCUCUCAGUACAUUGUAACACCAGGAAUGGAGAUCUUCACAUCCAGCACUCUGAAAAUUAGCUAGACUGCAAAUGACUUAGACAGGCCUUGGAGUCCAGAACAGAGGUCGUGAAGGGCAGAGCCAUAUUGUGUAGAUCAAUCUGGCAGGUCCAUGGCAGUAUCACAAAAAUAAAAGGCCUCAUGAAAUGAGCCUGAAUUUUGCACGAGAAAAUCAGGAGGUUACGGGCAUCUCGAUUAAGGUACAAUUGCAGGUAAUGCAUGUAGACCUGUUCCCGUUUGCUGAGGGAAGGCAGCGUCUGUUCCUGUUUGCACCUCGCUCUACAGUUUAUGAGAUGAUGAAGGGAGCAUGGGGGAGGAGGCAUUUUGGGGGAUGCAUGCCGGGGUUUUCUUCCUGUUUUGACGCUAGUCCCUUC